CACCUCAAAAACCUGAAUAAGAUAAACACACUCUCGGCCAAGAACAACAAUUAGGUGAUGGGCCUAAUAAUCUAUGAGUUCAUGCGGGUUGCUGCCUUCCGUUGCCUCUAGUUGUUCCAUCGCCUGCCACUGCUCUCCAUAGUCCAUACGUCGUCUGUUGCUGCUCUUCGUCCAGGCACCGUUUCGCUGCAGAAGUCUCGGUUCAGCGAGAACGAGAAACGGCUAACGAGUUGCGAAUUAAACGAGUCCGGGCGGCCGGCGAAGCUGAGAAGAAGGUUAUAGCUAUAGCGGUCGGCGGUCUCAAUUGCUCAAUCGCUCAAAUCUGAAAUCUCAACUCCUCCAGCUUCAAUACGACAAUACCACAACUCCCAAGAAUCAAGUGAGUUAAGGUCAAGUAAUUAAGGUAAAACAACUCUAUGCUGGUGUAGGGGAAGGAAGCCUGACUGGAGCGGACUAAGCUUUGCAAAUCAGCUAGCCAAGGAGCAGAUUGAGUGGUUGAAACUUGAAAGUGGAGCUCUUCUACCCAUCUGCUGUCUCAUCUUCACAACUCCUCGGCAAGCAUCAGAAGUCGGCAAUUCGACAGAGGUCAAUGUUGUGUGCUGUAUACCCUCCUACAUGUUGCAAAAUAACCUACCCCAGACAUCCCAUUUUUUAUCCAAGGAAUUUAGCUCAAGUGAGGAUGCGAGCAUCACUGGCUUCACCGCUAGAGCCAAAUCAAAUCAAGGUUGAGUACACACCGUGGUUGAUUGUGGGGUUGGGUAACCCUGGUAGCAAAUACCAUGGAACACGUCACAAUGUUGGUUUCGAAAUGAUUGAUCAGAUUUCUCAAGAAGAAGGCAUUUUGUUGAACACACUGCAAUCGAAGGCAUUGAUAGGAAUUGGUUCGAUUGGAGAGGUGCCCAUCAUAUUAGCCAAACCUCAGACUUACAUGAAUUUUAGUGGAGAAUCGGUUGGACCACUAGCUACAUUUUAUCAAGUGCCAUUGCGGCAUAUCAUACUGGUUCAUGAUGAGUUGAGUUUACCAAAUGGGGUACUGAGGCUUAAGCCUAAACGUGGCCAUGGCCUUCACAAUGGGGUGAAAAGUGUAAUGGAGCAUCUGGAUGGUUGCCAUCAAUUCCCACGACUUUGCAUUGGGAUCGGGAACCCUCCAGGAAAAAUGGAUAUGAAGGCGUUUUUACUCCAGAAAUUUAGUGAAACGGAACGGGAACAGGUGAACACUGCACUGAGUGAAGGGGUUCAGGCAGUGAGAUUACUAGUGCUGGAAGGAAAUGGUAGCAAAUUAAGCAGAUUUAACGUAGGGCAGAAAUUUAAGUAUCACAAAGUUUGAUGCAUUGUAAUGUGUCUGCUGCCAUCAUCUUUGGAGCAAGAAGCCUGAGUUAUUCCAUCAUGGAUUAUGGCUUCAAUUUUUUUAAUGUGUCAAACAAUAAUUUGUAUUUAUUUAGAGUUCAUUUGGUAAUAUUGAAAUUGGUUGAAUCAGCUGAGAGGUUGACGAAGUUAUUAUUGAAGCGAUUGAGUCUGUUGAAUGAUGGAGA
Molecule: messenger RNA, 1532 nt
Organism: Cuscuta epithymum
Lineage: Eukaryota; Viridiplantae; Streptophyta; Magnoliopsida; Solanales; Convolvulaceae
Source: the annotation of a GenBank genome assembly